AUGGAAACUGAACUUCCCCACACACGCAUCCGAGCAAUUAUGAAAAGUUCUGUGGAUACUGGACAAGUAACUAACGAAGUACUAUUUCUAAUGACAAAAUCGACGGAAAUGUUUAUUAAACAUUUUGCCAAAGAAUCCUAUAAACACGCCAAGAAACCCAAUAACUUACAAUAUAAUCACCUGGCAGAUUUGGUCCAAGAAAACGACAAUUUAGCCUUUCUGCUGCAAAUAAUACCACAAAAGAUUAAGGUAAAGGAAUUUAAGGCACUUUUGGAGCAAGGUGAUGAAAGUAGUGAAUCAUCUUCGGAUAGUGAAUAGC
This is a messenger RNA of Musca vetustissima, 319 nucleotides long. It is a transcript of the gene Chrac-16, whose product is annotated as chromatin accessibility complex 16kD protein. The transcript is spliced from 2 exons. The record is from RefSeq and is a predicted model, not a curated record. Gene Ontology annotation, cellular component: nucleus; CHRAC. Lineage: Eukaryota; Metazoa; Arthropoda; Insecta; Diptera; Muscidae. Gene Ontology annotation, molecular function: protein heterodimerization activity. Bases 1 to 318 code for a protein of 105 amino acids.